GCGCCGGCGAUCUUCACGGCGGACGACGCGCGGCCCAUCGUGCUCUUCGACGGCGAGUGCAACCUCUGCAACGCCGGCGUGAACAUCCUGCUCGACUACGACGCCUGCAGCCGCGACGGCCGCGGGAACCUGCGCGUCGCGGCGCUCCAGUCGACGGUGGGGCGCCUGCUCCUGUCGCGGCUCUCGGCGGAGCAGCGCGCGCGCGCCGUCGACGCGGCCAGCGGCGAGUACAGCUCCAUCGUCGUCGCGGGCCGCGACCGCGCCUGGGUCGGGAGCGGCGCCGUGCUGAAGAUCGGCCGCCAGCUCAAGGCGCCGCUGAAAUGGCUCGCGGUGCUCGGCUGGUGCGUGCCGUGGUUCGCGCGCGACUUCGUCUACGGCCAGAUCUCGCGCCGGAGGAAGCGCUGGUUCGGCGAGGCGGACCAGUGCCGCCUC
Aureococcus anophagefferens is the source of this 432-nucleotide messenger RNA. RefSeq lists its product as hypothetical. The transcript has a single exon. NCBI's taxonomy places the organism in Eukaryota, Pelagophyceae, Pelagomonadales, Pelagomonadaceae. Gene Ontology annotation, molecular function: protein-disulfide reductase activity. The annotation marks the transcript as partial. The record is from RefSeq and is a predicted model, not a curated record.